Molecule: messenger RNA, 1016 nt
Organism: Pseudoliparis swirei
Lineage: Eukaryota; Metazoa; Chordata; Actinopteri; Perciformes; Liparidae
Exons: 5
Coding region: 81-1016 (311 amino acids)
Source: RefSeq, a predicted model, not a curated record
UUGUAAAGAAAUAUCCUUGUCUGAAGGAACCUGGCUCCUUCUCAGGCUACUAUGGCUGGCAACAAAGCCUCAAAUACAAGAUGGCAAAUUAUCGCACCAAACUCAGAGGCUACGGUGUUCCUGAGGUGAUGUGCAAUGCGUUGAAGCGCAAGAGCCCUGGAGACCAGAAAUCUGCAAAGAACGUGAAAAAGCCUCGAAAGGCAGAAGUAAACUACCUCCCACCUUACCCAGCAGGAGAGGAUGAGGAAAGUCAAGAACAGGACAGGAUUCAAUUGCUAACUGAAGUAAGGAAAAGAGACAACAAAAAACUGAUCAAAGAAAAGAUGGCCCAAACUUUUGCACACCGAAGAAAUGAAAUCGUUAACCAAUCACCCGCCAUAGAGGACAUCAAAGCCAGGUGGCCAGCUCUAUUUGAGGCAUCUAAUAUCCAGGAUGAGUUUCUCAGAAUUACAACAGUGCACCUGGAAUCGAAGUUCAUGUCCAAGCUGGAUGAACACUCUCCCAGGCUUCUGAGCCUCUUCCACUCAAAGGGCGGGGCCAUGGGAUUGAGGUUACAGACUAUCCUACUGAAGGCUCCUGGCAAUCCGAACAUCGACAUAACCAGAGAUGUUGUCAUCCGGUGUCUGAUGGUUUACCUUGGGGAAUCUGAUGAUCAGCUCUUUAAAGAGUAUGAUGAUGCAGAUCAAGACAGUGUGGCACAGGACCUUGCUGUACAAGGGAUGACAAUAUACAGCACCCAGAUGAAUCUGUCAGAGGGAAUAGAGGACAUCGGAAUUGUCAUAGAUGGAUCAAAGGUCUUGACCGCUCUGGGUUGGGUGUCUUCGUCUAAGUUCACACAGUCGCCCGCCAGCACCAACCACUUCGAACCUUCAACCAGUUUUCCUGCUCACAACCACCCGCUGGAGGAACACACCCUGGUUAUCGAGCUCUAUCAGUCAGAACGUGAAAAUAGCGAACCAGACGACCGGUGUCGCAGGCCUCCCAGAGCGGGAGCGGGCGUGUGGCUGCUUUGCUGA